AUGGUAGCUUUCUUGGAGCUGAGCAGCAGAAGCAGUGAGGAAGAAUGUCAAGAAACUGAAUUUUUGUUAUACAUUCAAGGAAAAUGUUUUUGUCCGGUGAAUCAUGUUAUGGUCGAUGGUAGAAACUGCUUACCAUUGUUGAAUGAGAUAUGUUCACAAAAUAAACCUUGCGUUGUUCACAAUUCAGACUGUAUUAAUGGUCGGUGUAAAUGCAAUCCAAAUUUCGUGGCGCAGUCCAAUAAUCGAUGUUUACCAACGAAAUUGUAUGGAAAAUGCAAAAAUGAUGACGAUUGUAGCUAUAUAAAAAAUUCAACAUGUUCUAAGUAUAAUGAAUGCGUUUAUAAUAUCAAUUACAACAUAAAAAGUUUUUCGCCCCCUUUGGGCGGAGAUUGUUCGAAAAACGCAGAUUGUUCAAUCGGCAAUUCUACAUGUAUCGAUUUCACUUGUCAAUGUAGGCCUUACUUUGAAAUUAUUUAUGGUGAGAAAUGUGUUCCUGUGCUUAAAAAACCAUGUCGGUCGAAUUGCGAUUGUUUCAAUGUUCCAUUCGCAGAAUGUUCGACAAAUAAGACAUGCGCCUGUAAAACAAACUAUGUUACAUUAGAAAAUGGAUCAUGUUUACCACCUGAAAUUGGAAUCUGUACAAAAAACAGUGACUGUAUAUUUAAAAAUUCUUACUGUUAUUUUAACACGUGUCAAUGCAUAAGGAAUUUCGUUGGCCAGAUAAUCAAUGGGGUUUAUGAGUGUAAACAGAUAAGCCUAGGAUCUUCUUGUGAAACAGAUCAUGAUUGCAGCAAUAUCAAAUAUUCUAAAUGUUCGCAUGAUAAAAUUUGUGUUUGUCUUGAAACUUAUUAUGCGCUUGAUAACGGAUUCAUUUGUGUGCCGGGGAUUGGUGGAUAUUGUUCAGGAGACAUUGAUUGUGCAUUUGCAAAUUUCCGAUGCUUUAGUAGUCUUUGUAAAUGUCAACCGGGCUAUGUAUCUGUUUCAGACAAUCAAUGUGUAUUGAAAUCAUCAGCAAUUUCUUGUGACAUGGGUAUUGAAUGUGGAGAGCAUUGGCAUUCGGAUUGUUCAUUAGAUCACACUUGCUUUUGUAAAUCAAAUAACACGCAAGUUAACCAAGCGACAUGUUCACCAAUUUUAGGUGGAGCCUGUUUUAAAGACGAUCAAUGUGUAGUCAAAAAUUCUAUAUGCACUUCUUUUCAUUGUCGAUGUAACGAGGCAGAAUUCAAAGCCGUGGCUAUUAAUAUGUGCAUAUCCAAUUGUUCUGUUCUUGCAAUUAUAGCUUUUGUGCUGAGUGAUGACUGUUUACUUUCAUUAGACCGUUUUUACACUAUUAUGCUGUCCCGAGAAAAAAUAGCCAAACCUAGUCAUACAUUUUCACAAAGUAUGGCGCACUCUCGGCAGAAAUUCGAUUGCAUCGAAAAUGUGCUGGAAAAUAAAGUUGCUUUGAAGCUCCAAGUAUCAGCUUCAGCCUCUUAUGUAUCCAUAUAA
Cotesia glomerata is the source of this 1488-nucleotide messenger RNA. RefSeq names its product prion-like-(Q/N-rich) domain-bearing protein 25. The coding region runs from base 1 to 1488 and encodes 495 amino acids. Lineage: Eukaryota; Metazoa; Arthropoda; Insecta; Hymenoptera; Braconidae. The record is from RefSeq and is a predicted model, not a curated record. The transcript has 6 exons.